GUGUGUGUGUGUGUGUUGACUUUCUUCUGGGUGUUGGUUUGAGGAAGCUGUGGUCAGAUGCAAUUUGGUCGCUGGGUGUGGAAAUGCAGAGAGAGAGAGAGAGUCACAUUAAGACAGAGAUGAGAGAGAUAUUGGUGCCAAUUGGAUGAGCAGAAGGAUCCAGCGGCGCUCUGCAGGCUGAUUAAUGCCUGCCUGACCGGUACUUUGACAGAAGAUGAACAAACGUUCCGUCGCCAUUAGCGACCCGGCCGAUGCUCCGGUGAGACGAGAGCCGGCUCGCGUCCCAGCGCGCGGCCAGGGGGCCACAGAGCGGCCCUCCGCCGGCCCCGCCUCGAGCGCGGCGCCGUGCUCUCCACAGCGCCGGUGGUCGGGCGACUUCUGCAGGUGCGGCGCCUCGCCCAUCAUCGUUGUGAAGAGGGACAAGAAGGAGCCGCAGCCUCCUCGGCGCGGAGUGUCCCUCCUCCGACCCCGCGCCGCGUCCCAUCACGCGUCCAAGCGCUACUCCUGCCCCCCCGUCGGGGUCUUCGGCUCACCUUCCUCCUCCAACACUUCUUCGUGCGCCUCCCCCCCCCCCGUCCAGACUUCCGUCAUCACGGGCAGCGACCCUCUCGGCUGGAAGCUGCGUCCCAAGUCCGGCUGCGCGCCCCUCAGGGCUCGCACCAACAGGCUGUCCCUGCAGAUUCCCCUCCCAGUCGCCGUCCCUGCGGUGAGCUCCGGGCCGGGGGACGCUGCUUGCCCGGACCCCUGUGGUGAGAACAAACCCCCCCUCAGACCCAAACCACUCCGCCGGCGCCACUCCGACUCCUCGGCCUUCCUCAGGUCUCUUCCCGUGGUGACCCUCGAGGAGCUCCGGGACGUACGCCUCCGCCAGCUCGCCCUGCAGGACGAGCCUGACGACGUCUUCGGCACGGGGGCCAAAGAGGGGGCGGCGCCCACCGCUCGGGCACGCAGCAUCCCCCCGCCGGUGCCGGAGAAGACGUCCAUGGCGAGGCAGAUCGCACAGCUGAUGAGUUGUUCGCACCGACGCCGCGGGCCUCUCCUGGCUAAAGAGGAAGUCAUCUACAGCAGCGUCGUGAAGCCAAAAGUUCCAGGUUCACACCGGGCCGAGGACCACAGCGGCCUGAGCGCCAGAAUCACUGGCCUCCGCGUGGACGCCAUCGGCGACCGGGAGAGGUCAACGCCGCGCUUCCCCGGCUGAGGACGCCUCCUCCACCAGGAGCAGUCGGCGCGCUGCGCGUUCCUCGGAGACCACUGUUGUGAUGUGCAUUGCCCUUAAAUAUCUGCCGGGAAUCUUUGCCUGACGUCUCCUUUGUGAGUGUUGUCUCCUAAAGGUGAUGUUUGCUUCCCAUACAACUGCCCCCUCAAUUAAAUAUUUCCUCAAAGUAAAAAAUAAAUCACUUAUGUUAUGUUCCGGUAACGUGAGUUACGUGACGAUCAAUUUUAAACUGAUGGUCAAACCAAAUCCUUUUAAUCCAUUACCUGGGUCUCUGAUCGAGUAUGAAUGCUAUGUGGUGUUUUUUGUGAUGUCAUACAGAUGACUUGACCUAUUGACUUGACCUGAAAUGAUUGGGGCCAUGUGAGUGUAGGAAUGGGCUUUUCUUCUUUUGCUUGCUUUCAUCGGCCAUCCCCCGCGGUCCGACGCCUCCGACAGUCGGCCUCCAGAUGAAUUCAUUUAGCCUUGCCCUGGUUCGGGCGGGGCAGACCUUUACCUACAAAUCCCUUCGGCCCGACGGACAGACACGCAUAGGUCCAACCUGCCCGAGGCUGCAAUGUGACUGGCACGGUGCUCAGAGUCGUUGCUGCUUAUCUGCACAGAGAAACGGGCUCACGACUGGUUUACACAGACCUGUGGAAUCACAAAAGGAACAGCUGCUUGCAGGCAAACUGCUGGGACUGCAGCAACAACAACAACAACAAAAUAACACAAUGUGUUUUCACUGUGAAAAUACUAGUCAAAAACCUUAAACAAUAACAGCCUUACAGAGGGGCAUGUAAGGCAAAUGGGGUGCUUUUACAGCAACACCGGGGGCGCAUUUGCAAUUAAAACCAUUGAAAGGCUCCCAAAGACAACGUGAAAGGAGAAACCACGGGCCUGAUUCCAGGAAGUAGCAGCCCAACGACAACACUUGCUUCGCCCCCCCCUCCCUCGUUUCCUCUUCCCAGAGCACGCAUUCGCCCUACCAACACCUUGCAUGUACCAAUACGUUCAAACAGAACUCAACGAUGCAAAUAACUAUCCCGACGACGCCGUUGUUGCAAAGGCACCCGCUCAAGCAAUAGAAAUGUUCCCAAUCCUGUAUAAUGUACCUUAUAAAGAGUAUUUGACUUUG
Pungitius pungitius (ninespine stickleback) is the source of this 2330-nucleotide messenger RNA. RefSeq lists its product as uncharacterized. The transcript is spliced from 3 exons. Lineage: Eukaryota; Metazoa; Chordata; Actinopteri; Perciformes; Gasterosteidae. The record is from RefSeq and is a predicted model, not a curated record. The coding region runs from base 215 to 1198 and encodes 327 amino acids.